Molecule: messenger RNA, 984 nt
Organism: Coniosporium apollinis CBS 100218
Lineage: Eukaryota; Fungi; Ascomycota; Dothideomycetes
Exons: 1
Coding region: 1-984 (327 amino acids)
Cellular component (GO): membrane
Source: RefSeq, a predicted model, not a curated record
AUGGAGCAUCAGCGUCGUGAAACGCAUCACGGCGCUAGAGAUGGGCCUCUCCUUGGCCUCAAAGGCGGCUGUGUCCGACUCCCACGCUGGGUCCUCUUCCUCCGAGCGCUUCAGCUUCUCUUCGCAGUCAUCAUCAUCGGCCUAGUCUCUUACUCGCUCUCCAUCCACGACGGCAGCUAUGUGAAGCCCCCUUCCUCCACAAACACACCCUCCGCUCCACCUCCGCACCACCCACCAUCUUUUUUUCCAACCGUCUUCAACUCCAGCUCGAAGCAGACCUACGCAGAGCUAGAGAAACGAGUCACUGACGGCACACAGAUCCGCCCCGCACUCAUCCCGACCCUGAUCAUCGCCAUCCUCACCAUCAUUCCCAUUCUGUCACUGACAACGGUUCUCGCGCCAUCGCUUCGCGGCUUCCACGAUGCCCGCGCCGCCCUGCUGGCAGACGGCACCGCUACGCUCUUCUGGCUUGCCUCCUUCACAGCCUUAGCCUGCUACGAACGCAUCUACUACAACGCCUACGACAUUGGCGACUACUACCGCCGCAAGCGGAAUUUAGUUUACGACAAGUACUCCGGCUACGCGCGCUACGAAGACGUCCACUACAUGAAGGCGAAGAGGGUGUGGAAGACCGGCGCCGCGGCGGCGUGGUUCGGCGGCAUCGAGUUUCUCCUGUUUUCGAUAACGACGCUGGUUUUUGUGUAUUGUUAUCAUCACUAUCUUGCUGGUACUAGUGCGCCAGGCCUAGGCAGUAGGGGUGCGGGAGAUGCGGAAGCGCUGCCUCGGUCCGCUGCACCGGGCAUUGCGGCGCCAGCGACGGUGCCGGCGGGAACGGCGACUGCUCCUCACUCUGCGCCUAGAGCUGCGCCUGAGCAGGAAACUGUAGUGAUGGAGACUGUGCCGGAGAGCACGAAAGAGGAGUCGGAGAGUGCUAAUUCGCCUCAUCCUGUUCAGCCCCCAUCUCCGGACCAGGAGAGAUGUUGA